CACAAAAAGCCGCUUGUUGUUCCUUUUUACUUAUUCCUCUUCCGUCUCCACUCCACUCCAUUUUUGACAACUUGUUUUCCUUAUUUCACUGUUCCAGACAACUUUUAUUAAAUUGCAUUCCUGACAAACGAAACAAUGACCGUUGAAGACAGUGACAUGCAAAAGCUGUGGAGGCUUACAAACGAACUCACUGCUCAGCUGGUGUUCAACAGGAACGCUUCGUUGGAACUUAAGCAGCAGCUUGCUGAUCUUCAGGGAAAGGCCACAGGCUUUACACCCUUACUCGCCAGUCCAUAUUAUGGUGAUUCACAUUACCACAGCGAUUUUAAGCUCAGGGUAGAGAACGAGCGUUUAAGGGAGGAGAAUUCGCAGUUGCAGGAGCAAUUGCGGGAGUAUGAGCGUUGGAUGGAAUACAUCAUGGGUAAAUUUCGACUUCAGAACUUCGCAAUGGCUCAAAGUAGGAAAGAAUCAAUGCAUGAGGCAUAUAAAAUGGCAGAACAAGGAGGUGAAGCAGCAAUGCGACUUCAGGAAGAGAAUGUCAUGUUGCAAUCACGACUAUCUGAUCUGGGGGCAGCAGCACGAAAGGCAAUUCAUGAAGAAUACUAUGCUACAGAAUCACUGAUUGAAUCACUAGAGGCUGAAAACCAAUGCCUGCGUGAAAUGUUGGGCGUGGCAGAAGGGGACAUGGGGGCUGUUCAAGAACGACUGGACUUUUAUCGACGAUCGAGACAAUUUUUUGUUGAUGAAGAUGAUGAAGAUAUGAGAUCUCGUCAUGGCAGAAACCGCGUCUCUUUCCCAAGUACGGGUACAGGAUCCUAUCCAGGAUCUAGUGGAAGUGAGGAGGAAGAGCCACUUCGACCAACUGAUAUGCAACAGCAGCAUCAACAGCGACAACAGCAGCAUCAGCCUUUGUCACCUACGCCAAGCCAUGGAAGCCAAGAGCAAGGGUUUACAUUUAAAAAGCCUUUCCCCUUGUCUGUACAGACAAGCGGGAUGCGUUCUCCUACAACAGCUUCAUCUGCCGGCUCUCCUCGGUCAAUGUCUGCACUAUCAUCUUCAACUGCAUCGCCAAUAUCAUCUCCAUGGUCUGCGUCGACUAGUGGAUCAAACUCGACAUUAACUUCACCAGCAUUAUUGGAUUCAGCGGAACAAUUCAAAUCGAUAUCUCCGCCUCUAGACGACACAAAGAGUUUAACAAAUGAACAAAAGCAAAAGUUUCACCGCGGCAAGAUCACCAUCAAUACCAAAUUAGGGUCACCUAUGGCUAGUAGGAAGGAUUGAGGUUAGAUUAGAUAUUACCAAAAAGAAG
Molecule: messenger RNA, 1309 nt
Organism: Lobosporangium transversale
Lineage: Eukaryota; Fungi; Mortierellomycota; Mortierellomycetes; Mortierellales; Mortierellaceae
Exons: 3
Coding region: 136-1281 (381 amino acids)
Source: RefSeq, a predicted model, not a curated record